This is a messenger RNA of Sinocyclocheilus rhinocerous, 827 nucleotides long. Its product is annotated as protein unc-13 homolog A-like. Lineage: Eukaryota; Metazoa; Chordata; Actinopteri; Cypriniformes; Cyprinidae. Gene Ontology annotation, cellular component: neuromuscular junction; synaptic vesicle membrane; presynaptic membrane. The coding region runs from base 217 to 774 and encodes 185 amino acids. The record is from RefSeq and is a predicted model, not a curated record. Gene Ontology annotation, biological process: synaptic vesicle priming; dense core granule priming; presynaptic dense core vesicle exocytosis. The transcript has 7 exons. Gene Ontology annotation, molecular function: diacylglycerol binding; syntaxin-1 binding; calmodulin binding.
UGGUGCUGAAGCAAAGAUGGCAGUUAGCUAGACGCACAAACGGCCGGUGAACUGAGGGGGAAAGUGCUUUAUGUGAGGAUUUUCUGUGAGCUCGUCUGUUUAUUCGCGCGUUUAUUGUUCAGAAGCUGCAGUUAUGGCUGUGUGUUGAAUCUAGUCACAGCGCGUUAACGGACUGUCCCGUUCCGGCGGAGGAUUGACGCGACGCGACGCGGCGCGAUGUCUCUGCUCUGCGUCGGGGUGAAGAAGGCCAAAUAUGAUGGACCCCAGGAGAAAUUCAACACAUAUGUGACUCUGAAGGUUCAGAAUGUGAAGAGUACGACCAUCGCCGUACGGGGAAGCCAACCCAGCUGGGAGCAAGACUUCAUGUUUGAGAUAAAUCGGCUGGAUCUGGGCCUGACGGUGGAGGUGUGGAAUAAAGGACUGAUCUGGGACACCAUGGUCGGCUACGUUUGGAUCCCACUGCGGAGUAUCCGCCAAUCAAACGAGGAAGGACCAGGCGAGUGGCUGACUCUAGAUUCUCAGGUCAUAAUGGCGGAUAAUGAAAUCUGUGGGACCAAAGAUCCAACAUUUCACCGUUUGCUUCUGGACACGCGCUUCGAACUGCCGCUGGACAUCCCAGAAGAAGAGGCUCGAUACUGGGCCAAAAAACUGGAGCAGCUCAACGCCAUGCGAGACCAGGACUAUUCAUAUCAGGAGGUUCAGGAGAGGCCGCUGUCUGUACCGGGAACACAGUGCUGUGAGUGUGAUGCUCUACAUGCAUCAAUUAAAGCCUAAAUCAUCAUGAGAUUAGCCAAAAUAUUUAAUUUCCCAUUCUUUCACAUGUUAAA